AUCUUGAGGAGGAAACAUGCCGCCUAAGCAGGACAAGAAAAAGGAUACUGGCAAGUCCAAGAAGGACAAGGACCCAGUCAACAAGUCUGGGGGCAAAGCCAAGAAGAAGAAGUGGUCCAAGGGAAAAGUGAGGGAUAAGCUCAACAACCUGGUGCUCUUCGACAAGGCAACCUAUGACAAGUUGUACAAAGAAGUUCCCAACUAUAAACUCAUCAAACCAGCUGAUGUGUCUGAAAGGUUCGUGGCCCCUGCCCAGGAACUGCUUGCCAAAGGCAUGAUCAAACUGGUAUCCAAACACAGAGCACAGCUAAAUCAUAUUCACAACACCAAGGGCGGAUAUGAGGAGGCAGCGGCAGUGAAAGCAUAA
This is a messenger RNA of Notolabrus celidotus (New Zealand spotty), 367 nucleotides long. Its product is annotated as 40S ribosomal protein S25-like. Gene Ontology annotation, molecular function: structural constituent of ribosome. Gene Ontology annotation, cellular component: cytosolic small ribosomal subunit. The record is from RefSeq and is a predicted model, not a curated record. Lineage: Eukaryota; Metazoa; Chordata; Actinopteri; Labriformes; Labridae.